Molecule: messenger RNA, 3901 nt
Organism: Apis laboriosa (Himalayan honeybee)
Lineage: Eukaryota; Metazoa; Arthropoda; Insecta; Hymenoptera; Apidae
Product: dual specificity protein phosphatase 15
Exons: 8
Coding region: 1407-2480 (357 amino acids)
Biological process (GO): protein dephosphorylation
Cellular component (GO): cytosol
Molecular function (GO): protein tyrosine/serine/threonine phosphatase activity
Source: RefSeq, a predicted model, not a curated record
AUAGGUUAGUAACGAAGAAUUCUACUAGUUCAGGAUUAUUAGUACUUAUAUAGAUCCUUAUGUUUCUGUACCCUAAUUAAUAUUAUACUGAGCUAUUCAUAAAGUUUCAGUUGAUCAGAUUUUAGUUUGUGGAAUAGGGUCGUGGUUUAUAGAUGUAUUAUAUAGAGAAGGAGAAUAUUAGAAGGAGAACGUAAAAGAAGAGUAAGAGGAUGGCUUUAUCGAGCGGCGGCUGCGCUGCAGUUAUUCUCCACACUGCCGCCUAUCGGCUAGUUGUCAUUUUCGACAGUUAAGAAUAUAAGUCUCUUUUUUCUCUUUUUUAAUUAUAUUUUUUUCUUAUUAUUAUUACAUAUUUGUAUACCAAUAAAUAUUUGUCUAUAAUCUAGUUAUUCCGUAUUAUUAAGUGUAACUUUGAACGGUAAAAUUUUUGCAAUCUAUCAAGCGCUCAAAUUAUUUACAGAAACAUUUACAGAAACAAACUUAUGUAAUUACACUUUUUGGUAUUUAAUCAUUAAUCAUUAAUAUGGCACUAUUUUAUUUUUAUUAAAUUUAUAAAAGUACAUUAAUGUUAUUUAUCACUGUAAGUUAGCAUUGAUCUCUUAACGUUCUUAUCAAAAUAAUGAAAUAUUUACUAAGAAAUUAGCAGAUGAUCAUUCCAGAUUUCCAAAAUGAUUUUUUUCUAUUAUAUUUUUAUACCUUAUAUCUUAUAUCUUGUCGUCCUCUUACCGUGAUAGACCUUCCGUUAUUCAACGGGUUCUACUACUCCGUGCACACACCUUACUUUUCCCCUCUAUAGCAUCUUUAUCCCCACCUUUUUUCGUUCUCCCUCUCAGUGGCGAGUGCCCCUAGAUUCUGGUAACGCUUCUCACAACUGAGACAACAGAACAGUUUUCGUAUGGCGCACCUUCUUGCCAAUUGAAUCGGAUAUUAAAUAAUACGAAUAGCGAACUUGUGCGUACACAAUUCAUAUAUUUAUUUAUUAGAUUGUUGUUUCAAUGAUUCUGUGUGUGCGUAAACAGCUGUGUUAAUCAAAGGUGCCUUUAUGUGAAAGUGUCGACAGAAUAUUACAAAAAGAAAUAUGUUGGCGCGAAUAUACCGCAUUAUGAAUAUCAUUUUUGGCAACUUCGAAGAUUUCAAUUAAACGAUAUAAUCAAGUCAAUCAGAAUUCGUAACACAGUUUUGAGAAUCUAUCUUCAACGAUGAUGCUGAAGGAGGCAUGCGACGGCAGCCACAAAGGAAAUUGUUGUCCAACAAUAAGAUCAUCGAGGAUCGAGUUCGAGAGACGAAAGAUAAGAAAAGAUCGUCGAAUCGUCCCAAGUAUAUCGACCGAUUAAACUGAUAAUUUCUUUCUUAUUGUGAAUUCUCUGUGCCUCGAAAGAAUUUCGUACGCAAUAACAUAAAUUUGCACCAUGGGGAAUGGCAUGAACAAGGUAAGAAGCUUUGGCAUGAAUAAGGUUCUUCCCGGUCUUUAUAUUGGGAAUUAUCAUGAUAGUAAAGACGCAGACCAAUUGGAACGAUUCGAAAUAACACAUAUUUUGGCGAUUCAUGACACGGCUCGCCGAUUACAUUCUGACAAACAUUAUUUAUGCAUAUUGGCGGCAGAUAGUCCCGAUCAGAAUCUAUCUCAAUAUUUCUCCUUGUGUAACGAUUUUAUCCACGCUGCCCGCCUACGUGGUGGAAAUGUUCUAAUACAUUGCUUAGCCGGUAUGUCAAGAAGUGUCACAGUAGCAGUGGCCUAUAUUAUGAGUACUACCAAUCUUUCAUGGAAAGAGGCACUUAAAGUUGUCAGAGUAGGUCGUUCCAUUGCCAAUCCAAACGUCGGUUUUCAGCAACAGCUGAAAGAUUUCGAAUCCAGUCGAUUACAUGAGGAACGACGUAGGUUGAAGGAACGAUUCCCUAGCUUAGCGCUUGCGGAAUCCGAUGCAGAAGUAUGUCGCACUACUUUAAGAAAUUACGAAACCAUGGCAUUGGCACGAGAAGUGUGUGAGGGAAAAUGUGCCAUGGGCCGUCCUUGUCCAACUGGAUUAUGUAGGCAACCUUCCAAAAGGAGUCCAAGAAGAAAACCAUCCACGGGUAGUACCAGCAGUUUGAACACUGGAAGAACUCCGCCGCAAACGCCAAGAAUGCUACCAUCUGCACCACCUUCACCUGCUAUGCAUAGAUCAGCUAGUGUUCUCUCAUCAAGACCAAGAAGUGGUCCUGCUGGUUUGCAUUAUUAUACUGGCGGAUCUGCGCCUCCUUCCAGAGCGAUAUCGAGAGUCGAUUUAUCCGCUGCAGUGGCUUGCAGUAGUAGUAGCACAAGUCUAACAUCGGUAGGUAGAUCAGGCAUGUCCACUAGUAAUUGGAGAUUGGCGGCUGGAUCUGCGCCGAAUACUCCGAGGCCAACGCCACCGGUUUCUCCGCAACGUUGGCCAAGGCGAGCCUCUACUAGACAAACACCUCCUUUGCCAAUUUCGCCAGAAAAUCCUUCAACAACGACGUAGCACUUGCAGAACGUUGUUUCGUUUUCGACUUUGCCCGAAUAAUCUCGACGUCAAUUUACUAAGCGAUAUUAUUAUUAUUUAUGAUUAUUACUAAUGUCUGAUAUAUAUGUGCUAGCGUAUUAGCACAUAUACAUUCUAGUUUAUUAGCUGAUAUUUCAUUAUGAUUGAUAUUUCAUUAUAUUGAUAUUUCAUUCAUGAUGAUCUUACGUAAUAAAAAGAAAAACGUCGAGAGUAAUGUUGAGAAUAAGUUAAAAAAUUUUCGAUAACGAAACAAAUUAUUAAGUUUUACCGAAAUGAUGUUCGAUCGUGCAAGUUCUUCUAAAACAGUCUUUCACAGCGAAGCGCUUUCAAUGAGCUGCACCACCAUAAAAAUACAAUACAAAUACUUUGAAUAAAAUAGAAAUAUAUCAAAUUAUAAAUAUGAAACGUAUGAAAUCAAAUAUAUGAAGUCAUUUCUACGUAUAAGUUGAUCGAUAACGAAGAGGCUCUAACGAGGAGCCUUAUAAAUAAUUUAUAAUCGAAAGUUCGAGAAUGCUUGUUCAUUGAUUGUAUAAAAGAUUAGCAAGAAAAAGCUAUAUCAGUUAAUAUAGCAAAAUGUUCGUAAACUCAUAUGAAAAAUUAAAUGUUAACCGCAAAACCGCACAAGAUAUUUUUUUUUCGCUUAAAGCGAACAUAUAAAAUCGAAAUCCGAUAUGAAAAAUAGUAGCAUUUAUUUUAAAAUGCGUUUAUUCAUACGAAAAAUCUUAUAUUGUAUAUUUUAACAUUGUGAUAAAUUUCAAGCAAUGCGAUAAUGAUUUCAAAUGCGCGUGAUAGCAAUCAUCGACAAUCUUAUAAUUCUAGAACUCUUAUUAAUUAACAUUUUUUUAAAACGUAUAAAAAAGUUACUGAAAGUUACUGUUUAUGACGAAUGACGGAAUUAUAAUAAAGUUAUAAAGAGUAUUGAAUCUAUCGAAAUAAUCGAAUUCCUCGUUUAAAACUUGUAAAAGAAAAAGUUUACUUGUAGAAAUAUUUCAAUUACUUUUUAAACAAUAUCGGUAUUAUCCAAAAAAAAAUGUAGAAUUCGCUAUUAGAAAUACAGAAAAUCGUUGCGUACAAGAGAAAUGCAUUUAAUUCUUGCAUUUUUUACGCGAAUAAUCUUAUCUAUCAAUAAAUUCAUGUUGUCGAUUGUUACAUUUAGCAUCUAUAUUUCUUUUAAUUUAUUUAGCUAUCAAUUAACAAUACUAGCGUAUUUUGGUAAUGCAUUUUUCAAAUUAAACGCGAUAAACCGCUUUGAAUCAUUAAAUAUCAUUCCCCUCCAUCGUUCGUCAGAGCUUGAUUGCAAUGUUUGAUGUUUACAUUCAGAAUUUUAGGAUAUCUCAUCUGAGAUGCAAUUCACGAAAAAAUUAUAAGCGGUCGCGUUUUGAAAAAAAAAAAAAAAAGAA